GCAGAGUGCACUGAGGACAACCCCUGUGAGGGCCUGAGCCGGCACGCCACCUUCUCCAACUUCGGCAUGGCCUUCCUCACGCUGUUCCGCGUGUCCACGGGGGACAACUGGAACGGGAUCAUGAAGGACACGCUGCGCGAGUGCGUCCGGGAAGACAAGCACUGCCUCACCUACCUGCCCGCCAUCUCGCCCAUCUACUUCGUCACCUUCGUGCUGGUGGCCCAGUUCGUGCUGGUCAACGUGGUCGUGGCCGUGCUCAUGAAGCACCUGGAGGAGAGCAACAAGGAGGCCCGUGAGGACGCCGAGCUGGACGCGGAGCUCGAGCUGGAGAUGGCGCAGGGGCCGCCCGCGGGUCCCAGGCCCGUAGCCCCGCAGAGCCCGGGCACCGGCCCUGACGCCCCCAACCCCCUGGUGGCUCGAAAGGUGUCUGUGUCCAGGAUGCUCUCUCUGCCCAAUGACAGCUACAUGUUCCGGCCCGUAGCGCCUGCCUCGGCCCCUCACCCCCACCCGCUGCAGGAGGUGGAAAUGGAGACCUACGUGGGCACCACCUCUGGCUUGACCUCCGUGGAGCACGUGCCACCUGUGGAGUCCUGCGCCUCUCUCCAGGCCUUGCCAACUGCGUCCUCCCCUGCCAAGGGCAACAGCACCCUCCUCACCCUGCCCCCUCGGGGCACGGCCCACUCCCCCAGCUUUAGCCGCCUACUCUGCAGACAGGAGGCCCUGCACACCAACUCCCUGGAAGCCCAGGCUGAAGGCCCUGCGGACUGCGGCCUGGACUCGGGGGAGCCUGAUGGGAAGACCCCCACCGGACAGGCGUCCCUGGGGGACUCCCUGCGGUCCCCGCCCCGCUCCCCGAGGCCCGCCAGCAUCCGAGCCCGAAAGCACACUCUCGGACAGAGCUGCAUCUCCAGCCAGCUGCAGGCCCCAGCCGGGGAGGUGGCGGAGGCCCCAGACCCAGCCGACGAGGAGGUCAGCCACAUCACCAGCUCAGCCCGAAGCCCCUCGCCCGAAGCCCACAGGGUGGUGGCUGGCAAGCCGGACCUGGGCAGGCUCUAUGGUGUGGACGCCCAGGGCCUUCUGGACCAGCCCGGCCGGGCAGACCCGCACCGGCGGCCCUCAGUGGAGCAGGGUGGAGGGGACAGCUGCUCUGAGCCUGGAGAGGUGAAGGCCCCGGCCCUGGAGGCUGAGCCGGCGCUGGGGUCGCGCAGGAAGAAGAAGAUGAGCCCCCCGUGCAUCUCCAUAGACCCCCCCGUGGAGGACGAGGGUGCAGCCUGGCCCCCUGCAGCAGAGGGUGGCAGUACCACCCUGCGGCGGAGAACCCCGUCCUGCGAGCCCAUGGAGGGCUUGGGGGUGGACCCUACCAGCAAGGGGGAGCGCUGGGGCCAGGUUCCCUGCCGUGCAGAGCACCUGACCAUCCCCAGCUUUGCCUUCGAGCCGUUGGACAUGGGGUGCCCCAGCGGGGACCUGUUCUCGGACAGUGGUCACAGGGUGGCCCCAGAACCCAGAGCUUCCUCAGGGGUCACAGCACCUGCCGAACCUCACAAAACAGAGUCUCCCAUCCCCUCCAGCGACCCCCCAGAGAAGGGAUGGGGGCUGUACCUCAACGUCCCCGAGAGCCCUCCAAAGAAAGCAGGGUCCCCCCCAGCCAGUCCCACACCUGGUGACAGUGCGGAUGAGCCUGUGUAGCUGGGGACACGAUACCACACAGGCUUGGCACUGGGGUUGGGUAUCCAGUGGGGUGGUGGCCCCAGGCAGGGCCAUGCAUGGACCCCAGCUCGGGCCCUACGCCGGGCAGAGGAGCCGGGAGGACAUCGGCCCAGGGAGAGGGAGGCAGGCGCUGUUCUGGGUGAAAGGAGUUAGGUUAGCUCCUCAGACUGGGAGCCUUUCUGUUCAGGUUUGGUUUUCACGCGUUUGGCCGCUGUGGUCAGACUGCUGGCAGCCUGGUCAGCAGUCCCUUCACGAGAGAGGACCAGGGACAAGGACCAGAAAGCAACCAAAAGGAAAAGGUAGAGGCUGCCCGGCAGAGUCCCGUCCUCACAUCCACUUACUUUUAUAGGGAGCUCACGCUUGGGGCCAUUGUGCCCUCGCGGGUGGCAGCUCAGUCACCGGGGCCCCCGCAGCCGUGCCUCACCAUCACUCACAGUCUGAGCUCCUGUCCGUUUGUCCCGACUUCUGCCAUCGCUGUCUCUCCACCUGCCCCUCCUGGACCCCUCCCCACCAUUCUGUCCAGAAAACACCUGUGGACUGGUCUCUGAAACGCCGGAUCGCCAGGGAAUGGGAGCCAAGACCCCGAGGCCAGCACCUCCAACGGCCACCCUGGGGUCUGAGCAGAGCUGUGCCCACGGAUGCCCCUUUGUUUCAUUUUGUUUCUCUUAUAAAUUCAGGUUAAAGUUGCAAUAAUCCGAUGCAGAAAUUCAGCUUCUGAAGUUGAGGGCAUGGGGGGCAGAGCAAAACAGAAUAAACGUUAACUUAUUUAAGGAACAAGAGGGCGACCGGCA
This is a messenger RNA of Myotis davidii, 2498 nucleotides long. RefSeq names its product voltage-dependent T-type calcium channel subunit alpha-1H-like. NCBI's taxonomy places the organism in Eukaryota, Metazoa, Chordata, Mammalia, Chiroptera, Vespertilionidae. The record is from RefSeq and is a predicted model, not a curated record. Gene Ontology annotation, cellular component: voltage-gated sodium channel complex; neuron projection; plasma membrane. Gene Ontology annotation, biological process: sodium ion transmembrane transport; neuronal action potential; calcium ion import. Gene Ontology annotation, molecular function: voltage-gated sodium channel activity; low voltage-gated calcium channel activity.